UGUGAAUGAACCGAACUAGCACUAGGAUUGUUGUUGACGAACUUGUUGAAUGUCUCGGGCGAACAAUGUAGGAGAGAAUGUUGUAUAAGAGCCUUUACUUUAAACUUAGUUUUUCUGUCAACGAGAAUACAAUAAUAUUAUAUUGAGUUUGAUAUUGAGGUUCAUAACCAAAUUGUUACGUCUCUCUUGAAUUAGAUUUGGUUUCUUUCAGAAGUAAGUAUCGUUACUUUUUAAAGGUAGGCCAUAAAGUUAAAUUUCGAUAGUAUAUCAAUAUAAAUGGAUUGCCCUUACUAAGGCUUCUAAGCUAAACUGAAUGAACUGAAGUUGGAUAUUAUCAACAACAAACAUGCAGUCUGGUGGAGAAAUUGGUGGUCAACCAGAACCAUGCUGGAAACGUCCCGAAGGACCAUUAAACGUAUGGAAAGUUGUGGAGGCGGACGAUGGAACUGGCAAUAAAGUUCGGGUUUCCAUUCAAGAUGUGCCAAAUGAUCCGGCUAAACGAGAAGAAGUGAUCCAGCUGAUGUUAGAUCACUAUCUUGCAGACGAAGCAAUAUCUUCUUACAUGAACGAAAAAAGUGACCCGUUGGCCGAAAAAGAUUUGCGUGUGAUUUGGACCUAUUGCAUGAGUCAUGGUAUAACCGUGGGUGCGUACAAACUUGGAGAAUCAGGUCAAUUGUUGGAGCUCCUUGGGGUCAGUGUACUGUACGUUUGUACACCAGAGACAAAUGAAGAGGUUGGCAAUAUAGUCGAGCGGUUACAGUCACCGAACCAAUCGAAAAUGAGUCGUGUAGUGGGGGACCUCUGGGAAAGAUCAGACGAGGAAUUUAACAAGGUGUUUGGUGAAGAGCCGCACAUCGCCGGAUGGGGCAUGGUCGUGGCCAAACAGUUUCGAGGACAAAAGCUCGGUGUUGAACUUCUUGAAGCACGGAAGAAAAUCGGUCAAAAGUACAAAAUUCCUGCAACACGUUCAGUAUUUACGUCGGCCAUCUCACAAUCUACUGCCCGACGAGCUGGGUUUGUUUCAGUGUUUGAAAUUGACUAUGAGAAGAUAGUAAAUGAUGCUGGUGUUCCUGAAUUUCCAGGAUUCAAGGAGAAAACUUUAAAAAUAAUGGCAAGAAGGUGUUAAUAUCCUUGUUGGUUCAUAGUUUGUCUUCGGAUUUUUCUCCUAUUAUUUCUACUUAACAUAACCAUCUAUAGUUACGGUGUUGAUGCUUUUGUUGGUUAGAGUUAAGAUGUGACCGUUUUUUGGUAGAAUUGGUCAAAACCCGUUUUUUUAUGGUCAAGUACCGUUUUUGAAGACACGAAAAGUAGAGGAUUCCAAGAUGAGGGUAGCAAAUUGAAGUAAACGUUUUGGAAUAUCAUAACAUGAGUAUACAGCCCGACAAAAGAAAAUGGUUGUAGAAAAAUAUUUACUUGUAUACAUGAAACAUUUACUGGACUGUGUGACAUGUUUUUUAUUUAUAAAAAGAUUCCCCAAGAAAAUAAUAUUAAAAUGGAGGCAUGAAUAAGUUAUAUUUAUUUAAUAAUAUAAUUUUCACAAGUUAUAAAUUAAUAAAUAAACGUGGCGCUCUCUGAACUCAAGUACAUGAAACAGUUAUAGGCUACAUUUUAAUUUCCUGCCAUUUUUAUGUGGGCCUUAUUUAUAAACUGCCUAAAUGUCAUACUAAAUGCCUGAAGUUGUUUAUGUAGGGAUGAAAACAAGUUUCUUAUUUUAUGUGUUAAAAGAAGUUAUCCAAACGGUUAACUUAAAACGAAAAAAUGAAUAAAAAUCGAUUGCACUAUCUGCAAUGUAUGCAGUUUUCAUCUUGGGAAACAUUUUUAAUACUAUUUAUUUUUUAGUUCAACAUGUAUGCAAUCCUUUUACGUUUUAAUUUUAAUACUUAGAAUCUAUUUAUACUAAAGUAAUUUAUAAUAAUUAAUUACAUAUAUACUUAUUUGAUUGUACAUACAUUACAGCAUUGGACCUUGAUAAAGGACAUUUCAAUUGCACGUUUUUAUGUAAAUAUACAUUAAAUCGUUUUGUUAUAA
Molecule: messenger RNA, 2028 nt
Organism: Homalodisca vitripennis (glassy-winged sharpshooter)
Lineage: Eukaryota; Metazoa; Arthropoda; Insecta; Hemiptera; Cicadellidae
Exons: 2
Coding region: 347-1126 (259 amino acids)
Source: RefSeq, a predicted model, not a curated record